CCAUGUGUUACGUCAGCGCUGUGCGCCACAGGCUGGUCUCUUCGAGUCUGUCUGAACCGCGUCCUCCAAGCGCUUACCAAAUCAGGGUUGGGGAAAAUGUCCACAAGUGAUUUUUACUUGCGGUAUUAUGUUGGCCACAAAGGCAAAUUUGGACACGAGUUCCUGGAGUUUGAAUUUCGUCCAGACGGAAAGCUGAGAUAUGCAAACAACAGCAACUACAAAAAUGAUGUUAUGAUCCGAAAAGAGGCCUACGUGCACAAGAGUGUAAUGGAAGAACUGAAGCGAAUCAUCGACGACAGCGAGAUCACCAAGGAGGAUGAUGCCCUCUGGCCGCCCCCUGACAGAGUGGGGAGACAGGAACUGGAGAUUGUCAUAGGAGAUGAACAUAUUUCAUUCACCACCUCCAAGAUCGGGUCUUUGAUUGAUGUUAACCAGUCCAAGGACCCAGAAGGCCUCCGUGUUUUCUACUACCUGGUUCAAGAUCUCAAAUGUCUGGUCUUCAGCCUCAUUGGAUUACACUUCAAAAUCAAGCCAAUCUGAGCUUGUUUGUGGUGGAUAUUUUUGUAUUAAUGUGUUCUGCUUUUGUACAUUGCUUUUAAUUUUUUUGCCUUUUAAUAAACUCUUGAAGAUGU
Molecule: messenger RNA, 632 nt
Organism: Brienomyrus brachyistius
Lineage: Eukaryota; Metazoa; Chordata; Actinopteri; Osteoglossiformes; Mormyridae
Gene: magoh
Product: mago homolog, exon junction complex subunit
Exons: 5
Coding region: 97-540 (147 amino acids)
Biological process (GO): RNA splicing
Cellular component (GO): catalytic step 2 spliceosome; exon-exon junction complex; nucleus
Source: RefSeq, a predicted model, not a curated record